Molecule: messenger RNA, 2779 nt
Organism: Petromyzon marinus (sea lamprey)
Lineage: Eukaryota; Metazoa; Chordata; Hyperoartia; Petromyzontiformes; Petromyzontidae
Source: RefSeq, a predicted model, not a curated record
UGUGUGGUGUGCGUGCGUGUGUGCAGGUGGCCGAGCUGCAGAAUCAGGGCUGUGAAAUGUUGAUCGUGACGAGCGGCGCCGUCGCCUUCGGCAAGCAGCGCCUGCGCCACGAGAUCCUCCUGUCUCAGAGCGUGCGCCAAGCGCUGCACUCAAGCCACAACCAGCUCAAGGACAUGGCAGUGCCCGUGCUAGAGGCUCGUGCGUGUGCUGCUGCGGGGCAGAGCGGCCUCAUGGCGCUCUACGAGGCGAUGUUCACCCAGUACAGCAUCUGCUCCGCACAGAUCCUCGUGACGAACCUGGACUUCCACGACCAGCAGAAGCGCCUUAACCUGCGUGGCACGCUGGACGAGCUGCUGGCCAUGAACAUUGUCCCCAUCAUCAACGCCAAUGACGCCGUGGCCCCUCCACCUGAGCCCAGCGGGGACCUCGCCGGGGUGCGGAGACACGGCCUCCCCGCCAACGCCAUGGCAACAACAACAACCGCAACGCAACCGCAUGGCGUGAUCAGCGUGCAGGAUAAUGACAGUCUGGCGGCGAGGAUCGCCGUGGAGAUGGAGGCUGAUCUCCUCAUUGUCCUCUCUGACGUCGAGGGGCUGUUUGACAGCCCUCCUGACUCUGAGGACGCCAGGCUGCUGGAUGAGUUCUACCCGGACGAGGCGGCCGCCAUCACCUUCGGGGGGAAGUCUCGUGUCGGCGUCGGGGGCAUGGAAGCCAAGGUGAAGGCUGCGCUGUGGGCCUUGCAGGGCGGCACCGCCGUGGUGAUUGCGAAUGGCACCAACCCCAAGGUGACUGGGCACGUCAUCACCGACAUCGUUGCCGGCAAGCGCGUCGGCACCUUCUUCACCGAGGUCAAGCCCGAGGGGAUGAGUGUAGAGACUCAGGCAAAGCUGGCGCGAGCUGCAGGCAGGGAGCUGUCCACACUGCAACCUGAGCAGCGGGCAGAGAUCGUGGUACGUCUGGCCGAGCUGCUGACCGAGAGGGGAGACGAGAUCCUGGCAGCCAACCGCGUCGACCUGGAGGCGGCGGCCUCCACCGGCUUGGCCGAGCCCCUGCUGAAGAGGCUUGCUCUCUCCACUGCUAAGCUGAACAGCCUGGCUAUCGGGCUGCGUCAAAUCGCGGUGGCGUCCACGACGGCGUUGGGGCGUGCGCUGCGCCGCACGCUGCUCGCCCCGGGCCUGGAGCUGGAGCAGGUGACGGUUCCCAUCGGCCUUCUCCUCGUCAUCUUCGAGUCACGCCCCGACUGCCUGCCUCAGGUGACGGCGCUGGCGGUUGCCACGGGUAACGGGCUGCUACUGAAGGGUGGGCGCGAGGCGACGCGGUCCAACCAGGUGCUGCAUGCGCUUGCGCAGGAGGCGCUGGCGCUGCACGGCGCGUCCGCAGCGGUGCAGCUGGUGUCGUCCCGCGAGGAGGUGAGCGAUCUCUGCCGGAUGGACAAACUCGUCGACCUCAUCAUCCCUCGAGGCUCCUCGUCUCUGGUGAGCUCCAUCACGCGGGCUGCUCGUGGCAUCCCCGUGCUGGGACACAGCGAGGGCGUGUGCCACGUGUACAUAGACAAGGACGCGGACACGGACACUGCGCUUAAGAUAGUGCGCGACUCUAAGUGCGAGUACCCGGCCGCGUGUAACGCGAUGGAGACGCUGCUCAUCCACCGCGAGCUCCUCCGCACACCGCUCUUCGACCAGCUCAUAGACACGCUCCGAGCGGAGGGGGUGGUGAUCCACGCGGGACCACGGUUUGGCUCCAUGCUGGCGUUUGGCCCUGCGGAGGCGGCGUCUCUGCGCCGUGAGUACGGGGAACUGGCCUGCUGCCUGGAGCUCGUGGAGGGGCCGGCCGGGGCUGUGGAGCACAUCCACCACUAUGGCAGCGGCCACACCGAUACCAUCGUCACGACCAACGAGGAGACGGCCGAGUACUUCUUGCGUCAUGUGGACAGUGCAUGCGUGUUCUGGAACACGAGCACCAGGUUCUCGGAUGGAUACCGAUUCGGCCUGGGAGCGGAGGUGGGCAUCAGCACCUCGCGUGUCCACGCCCGCGGCCCUGUGGGCAUGGAUGGCCUCCUCACCACCAAGUGGCUUCUCCGGGGCUCGGGCCACACGGCGGCAGCCUUCAACAACAAUGGCGCCAGCUUCCUGCACGAGGACCUGCUGCCCACGGCGUGCCACCCGGCGCGCCACACCACCCACAGAGUCCACCCACACUCGUAGAGAUAGCACCACCCACAGAGUCCACCCACACUCAGAAAUGGCACCACCACCCAUAGAGAUAGCGCCACCCAUAGAGUCCACCCCCACUCAGAGAUCACACACCGUUUAUAGAGGUCCCACACUUACCACUCACCACGUGCCACCACACACCCCACCCAGCCUGACGCUCACCUGGGUGUGGUCUGUGUUUCCAAAACUCAACCCGGGUGUGUCACAUGUCUGUGGUGCACACCUGAGUGUGCCACAUGUUUGUGGCACACACCUCAAGGUCACUCAGCUGAGUGUCACACAUUUCAGUCACACGCCCAAGUGUGUCACUGGUGGCGUAGUGUUACAGGUCGGAGAAGCUGAAAAUUUGUUGCAAGGCGCUAACGCUGCAACGUUUGACUCCCAUCUCCGUUCCGAGCGAGAGAGCGCAGAGGGGCUCACUGCAGAAUGAAGGAGGGAAUUAUUGCAGGCCCGGGUUUCCUUCACUCGAGAGUUGCGUGAUGGUGCCUGGUCCGCCUGUGUAAGGACAGAUCUCUGUUACGAUGACGCAAGCUACAUUUUGCUGAAUAAAGGAGUUGUGUUUCUCA